Molecule: messenger RNA, 1529 nt
Organism: Magallana angulata
Lineage: Eukaryota; Metazoa; Mollusca; Bivalvia; Ostreida; Ostreidae
Product: RNA-binding protein 42-like
Exons: 9
Coding region: 73-1392 (439 amino acids)
Molecular function (GO): mRNA binding
Source: RefSeq, a predicted model, not a curated record
AAAUGUGCUUCAUUGUAGGACAUUAUCCUGAAUGAAUUGUAAGACUAAAAGGUACACUGAAGAAACGAAAAAAUGGCGAAUUCCGAUAUGGCUUUGUUGACAGAAAAACGUUUAAAAGAAAUGGAAGCGGAGAUGAACCGCUUUGAGCAGGAGAUUCUGGUGCCAAAAGACUUUGAGGCAGGAGGAUCGCGGAUGAUUAUUGGUGCUGGCACAUUCAAUAAAGUCAAAGCCCAAAUCACAGGAAAUGAUGAACCUCCACAUAAGAUGGCCCGCCAUGAAGGCCCUCCCCAGGGCCCUCCGCCAAGGGCGAAACCUCCACACCCAGAGGGCUCACAAUACUCGGACCCCAACAUCCCAUUAUCAGUGCUAGCUGCCCCACCCCCACCUCCUCCCUCUCUGAUGUCAUCUUCAAGGCCGACAUCCUCAGGGGUGUCCAACCUAGCGCCUCCCCCACCUCCACCUCCAGCCAUGCGCCCAAAUCUCCCAUUUGUUCCUCAUCAGAUCAGACAAAGAAUGCCCCCUCCCCCACCUCCCCCUUCUGGGCCCCCUGUCCAGGGGCCCCCUAGACCACCACCACACUUCAUGGGAGGCCAGAGUGGACCGGACCCAUAUUCAGGAGGUUACCAAGGACCCCCUCAUCCCCAUUCCAUGCCAAAUCGAGGUCCUAUGAUGAGACCUCCAUAUGGAGGUCCAGGUCCCCAGGGACCUAUGCCACCUUUUCAUGGAGGACCUCCUCCUAUGGAGCAGAAAAAAGAGCCAAUGAUUGAAAAACCAAGAGUUGUCUACUCCUCCGCUCCUGUCAUCAACAAACCAGAGAAAAAGAAAAAGAAAAAAAAAGAGGAGGAAGGGGGACCACAGGGGGACACAGGAGACCAGAGUAAAGUGGGGCCCUCAGGGGGAAUUGUUCCAGCUAUAAUGCCAGUACCACAGCCAGAAGUAAAAGUGCAUGAACCAAUACAUGAGCCUGAGCCUGUGAUGGAAGUAGUGCCUAAAAGAGAGAAGAAAGAGAAGAAGCCCAAGAAGAUAAUCCGGACAGCGGCAGGAGAGACCUGGGAGGAUCCAUCGCUGGAGGAGUGGGAGAAAGAUGAUUUUAGAAUAUUCUGUGGAGAUCUAGGGAAUGAAGUCACCGAUGAAGUCUUGGCCCGUGCUUUCAGUAGAUACCCCUCUUUUUUAAAGUCCAAAGUUGUUCGAGAUAAAAGAACUAACAAAACGAAAGGUUACGGAUUUGUGAGCUUCAAAGAUCCCAAUGAUUUCGUCCAGGCCAUGAGAGAAAUGAAUGGAAAGUACGUGGGAAAUAGGCCAAUAAAACUAAGAAAGAGCAGUUGGAGGGACAGAAAUAUUGAAAUAGUCAGGAAAAAGGAUAAAGAGAAGAAACGAUUGGGUCUCCGUUAAUUGUGCAGGACCGGAAGUGGACUAUUUUUCAUCAUUUAAAUAAGUUUUCAUAAAUGAUAAGUGUUGACUUUAAUGUACAGGUGUACAGCAAAGGUACGAGUGAUGAAUGUAACAGUCAAAUAAACUUAAUCGAUUUA